This is a messenger RNA of Chaetomium strumarium, 2594 nucleotides long. Its product is annotated as copper amine oxidase. The record is from RefSeq and is a predicted model, not a curated record. Bases 226 to 2331 code for a protein of 701 amino acids. The transcript is spliced from 4 exons. Gene Ontology annotation, biological process: amine metabolic process. Gene Ontology annotation, molecular function: primary methylamine oxidase activity; quinone binding; copper ion binding. NCBI's taxonomy places the organism in Eukaryota, Fungi, Ascomycota, Sordariomycetes, Sordariales, Chaetomiaceae.
CUCUUAUCGACGUGUUAGUCGACGCGGCCAGGACCGGAGCACAGCAUAUCACCAACCGGCGGGAUAACGGGGUGUUGAGAUGGCAACUCUUGAGGUAUAUGAGGCAAGCCCGUUGACAAAAGAUCCAGGGUGAAGACAUGCGGUCCAGUUCUCUGCACUUUUGAAUAACUACUACCUGUCUAGCUUGACCAACCCAUUCAGUAAUCCAGGAUUCUACCCUUCAUCAUGGGCUCCACCGCCGUCGACCUUCCCCAUCCCUUCGACCCCUUGACCUUGUCUGAGAUUGAGACGGCCAUAGCAACAGUCAAGAAGGCGCACGGCGAUGUCUUCUUCCACGUGGUUUCGCUGCAGGAGCCGCGCAAGGCCGAGAUGACGGCAUGGCUUGCGGAGCCAGACACCUCGCCUCGGCCGAAGCGUGUCGCCGACUUGGUGGUAAUUGCGCCGGGCGGCAAGGUAUACGAUGGGCUGGUGGACUUGGCUGAGACCAAGAUCACCAAGUGGGAGCUCCUGGACGGAGAGCAGCCCAUUAUCACCAUGGAGGAGCUCCAGCUAGUCGAGCACAUUGUGAGGAAAGACGCCAGAGUCAUCGAGCAGUGCAAGAUCAGCGGCAUUUGCCCCCAGGACAUGGACAAGGUGUACUGCGACCCCUGGACGAUUGGGUACGACGAGCGGUUUGGCAGUUCGGUGCGCCUGCAGCAGGCGCUGAUGUACUACCGCCCGGACGUCGACAACUGCCAGUACCAGUAUCCGCUCGACUUUUGCCCCAUCUACGACGCCGACAAGGGGGAGAUCAUUGCCAUUGACAUCCCCAAGGUGCGCCGCCCGCUGAGCAAGGCGCCGGCCCUGGAUUACCACCCGGCUGCGGUGGAGGCGAGGGGCGGGUACCGUGGCGACCUCAAACCCAUCAACAUCACGCAGCCCGAGGGCGUAUCAUUCAGGAUGGCCGGGCGCGAGAUCGAAUGGCAGAACUGGAAGUUCCACAUCGGCUUCAACUACCGGGAGGGCAUUGUGCUCAACAACAUCACGUACAACGAUAAGGGGACCGUCCGGCCCAUCUUCUACAGGCUGUCCCUGGCCGAGAUGGUGGUGCCCUACGGCAACCCCGAGCACCCACACCAGCGCAAGCACGCGCUCGACCAGGGCGAGUACGGCGCGGGCUACAUGACCAACAGCCUGUCGCUUGGUUGCGACUGCAAGGGCUCGAUCCACUACCUGGACGCGCACUUCCCGACGCGCGCGGGCGGCCUGCGCACCAUCAAGAACGCCAUCUGCAUCCACGAGGAAGAUGCCGGCAUCUUGUUCAAGCACACGGAUUUCCGCGACGAGUCGGUCAUCGUGACGCGCGGGCGCAAGCUCAUCAUCCAGCAGAUCUUCACGGCGGCCAACUACGAGUACGUCGUGGCCUGGGUCUUUCACCAGGACGGCACCAUCCAGCCCGAGAUCAAGCUGACGGGCAUCCUCAACACCUACGCCAUGCACCCGGAGGAGGACACGCUCGGCUGGGGCACGCAGGUGAGCCUAGGCGUCAACGCUCAUAAUCAUCAACACCUGUUCUGCCUGCGCAUCGACGCCAACGUCGACGGGCCGAACAACACCGUCUUCGUGUCGGACGCCGUGCCGAGCGACGCGGCCGUGGGCAGCCCGGAGAACUACUACGGCAACGCCUUCUACAACCGGCGCACGAAGCUGGCGACGACGGCCGAGGCCAUGACCGACUACCACGGCACCACCUCGCGCACCUGGGAGAUCGCCAACACCAACAAGCUCAACCCCCUCAGCCGCAAGCCCGUCAGCUACAAGCUGGUCAGCCGCGAGGUGCCGGGCCUGCUGCCGAAGGAAGGGUCGCUGGUGUGGAAGCGGGCGCCCUUCGCCCGCCACGCGGUGCACGUCACGCCAUACCACGACGACCAACUCUACCCGGCGGGCAAACACGUGCCGCAGACAUCGGGCGACGGCAAACCGCUGGGCCUCGCCGCCUGGACGGGGCCGGGCCACGAGGAGGACAGCAUCGACAACACCGACAUCGUGCUCUGGCACACCUUCGGCGUCACCCACUUCCCGUCCCCGGAGGACUUCCCCGUCAUGCCGGCCGAGCCCAUGACGCUGCUGCUGCGGCCGCGCAACUUCUUCGCGGGGAACCCGGUCAUGGACGUGCCGCCUUCCUACGUCAGCGUGCCGAGCCAGAUGGGGAAGAAUAGUAGCAAUAAGAAGAAGAAUGAUGCGAAUGGGUGGAGGGGCCUGGUGGAUGCAACUAGCAGGCUCGCCUUUGGAGAUGGGAAUGGGAAUGGCAAUGGGAAUGAGAACGGAGGUGCGUGUUGCAAGGGGAAAUAAUUGAAUCGGAUGGGGGUUUAUAGCUUGGAAGUUAUCCUGGGCAGUGUCAAAGAAUGGCUUACCCCCUAAUGCUGCCGUAGACGCGCGAGUUGAGCUCGGACGGGCGACUUCAAGGUUUGCUUCCAUACUUCUCGUGGGGAGGCGCACUGCAAACCUGGAAGGGCUGCUUUUGUUUGUUCUCGUAGCCAGGCUCAAGAUCAGAAUAAUAAACCAAAGAACCUGGAAUUUGGUCCACGCAUCAUGUUCACUCCUCCACUCCCCAA